Molecule: messenger RNA, 357 nt
Organism: Ilex paraguariensis (yerba mate)
Lineage: Eukaryota; Viridiplantae; Streptophyta; Magnoliopsida; Aquifoliales; Aquifoliaceae
Source: the annotation of a GenBank genome assembly
AUGGAAAAGGAUGAAACUGGGUCAUCACCGGAAAACCCUGGUAUCGGUCACCAUGAAAAUAACGAGAUGCUUUUCUUCUGCUUUGCUGUAUCUUUGAUCCCUUCUCAAACCUUGGAGUAUUGUAAUAAUGGCCAUUUGGUCAUAAGACGACUAGAGUUGAACCCUGAUCAUCCUGUGCCCGCUGCUAUCAUUGGUCAUGCCCUCAACCUGUUUGAUAUUUGGACUGGCCGAAAAGCUGAGCUCCUGAAUUAUAGUCUUGGUCAUACCCAUAUGGUUAAAGACCUUACUUUGGAUAACUACGUAGCAGAGAAGCCUGAGGUGGCUGAUACUGAGCUUUGUCUCACCCAUCAAUGCUAG